Molecule: messenger RNA, 687 nt
Organism: Prunus armeniaca (apricot)
Lineage: Eukaryota; Viridiplantae; Streptophyta; Magnoliopsida; Rosales; Rosaceae
Source: the annotation of a GenBank genome assembly
AUGCUGGGAGAUUCCAUGCUUGUUAUGAAGCAGAUUGCUGGAGAAUGCAAGUGUUUGAAUCCUUCCUUAACUGUUUAUUUGGUGGCAACCAGAAAUCUCCUUGCAGAAUUUAGGGAAGCCACUUGGGAACAUAUUCCAAGGGAAGAGAAUUUUACAGCCAAUGAAAUGGUUCAGAUAGCCACAAGAGUGCAAAUACCUGAAGACUGCGUACAUAGAAUCAUCAAAGUGAGGAAGAAGAGUUUACCAUCUAUUCUGACAAGGGGAAUGGAGAUAGAUGUCAAUUCUGCCAUAAUGACUGAAGAGGAUUGGAGAUUGCCUAUAAUUAGUUAUUUGCAGUAUCCAACCCUUCCUUCUGAGAAGAAGAUAAGAAUCAUGGCUUUGAACUAUCUCAUGUGGAAUGGAGAUUUGGUCCGAAAGAGCAAGGAUGAGCUACUCUCGAGGUGCUUGGGUAAGGAAAAAUACAUGAAAGUCAUGGGAGAAGUUCACGAGGGAAUCUGUGGAGCUCAUCAAAACAGAAGAAAAAUGUGUUGGCUGAUCAGAAGGUACGGUUUUCUUUGGCCUACCAUGAUGAAAGACUGCAUAGAAUAUUCCAAAGGAUGUGAAGCUUGCCGGAAACAUGGACCAAUCCAACAAGCUCCCUCAGUUCCUAUGAAUCCAGUCGUUAAGUCAUGGUCAUUCAUGGGAUGA